GCUUCUUUAUUGCUUCUCUAUCUCUCUCUCUCUCUCUGCGGAGUGGAACUUUUGGAUCGGCACGGGUGUGGGUGUGAGAGAGAUAGAGAGAGAGAGAGAGAGAGUGAGAGGCGGUGGGCAACGAGGCUGAGAUGGUUGAGACGAGGCGGAGCUCUGCCGCCGCAGCUGCGGGGAAGCGCAGCCCAACCCCGCCGUCUACCUCGUCGGCGGCUGCCUCCGGAGGGAAGCGCUCAAAGGUGGAGACAGGGGCGUCGCCGCCGAGGGAGAAGGAGCCGGUUAGUCUUGACGAGCCGAUGUCGGCUGCUCCUGAUGAGGGCGUUGUUGUCAAGACGACCUCGAGUGAUAGAGCCCCGACGGUGCAGAUGGAGGAUGAUCCCCUUGAGUUGUCUGCCCGAGGGCAUGUGGAGUGUUCAACGCAAUUAGAUUUGCCGACGAAACAUGCGGAAGAAGAAGGGCCGUCAAUGGCCACUGCUUGGGGCAAGCUCGUGUCGCUGUUCUCUCAGAAUCCUUCCCGUUCCAUCUGCAGUAACCUAUUCACUGUUGGUCAUAGCAAAACUUGUGAUCUGCAAUUGCGUGAUCCCUCGGUUGGCACAACACUAUGUGUAUUGAGGCAAACUAAGAAUGGUGAUGCAUGCGUUACUUUACUUGAAACUGUUGGGGCAAAAGGAGUUGUACAAGUAAAUGGAAGGACCGUUGACAAAAAUUCCAUUGUUCUGAUUGGAGGAGAUGAAGUUGUUUUCAGUAGACCAGAAAAACAUAUAUAUAUUUUUCAGCAAUUACCGUUGGAGAAACUGAAUACACCAAUUUUACAUAAUUUAUUCAGUUCUCCAGAGGCAAAGGAUGCUUCCAGAAAAGGACAUAAAUAUGAGAACAGAACUGGAGACCAUUCAGCAGCUGCUGUGGUUUCAAUGCUUGCAUCUUUAUCAACCUUAAAGAAGGAUCUAUCUGUUCUCCCUCUAUCUGCACCUAGUGAUUCUUUAAUGGACUUGGAGUUAAAUGCGAAUGCCUGCAAGUUCUUAGAGGAUCAAAGGGAGUUUGUCAAGGAUUUUGAGUUUCCAGCAAGUUCAUCAUCAAGUAGAUCCCAGGCCUUCAAGGAUGGUUUGAAACGUGGGAUCAUUGAUGCUGGUGAUAUUGAAGUUUCCUUUGAAAAUUUUUCGUACUACCUGAGUGAGAACACAAAGCAGCCUCUUCUUUCAUGUGCCUUUGUCCAUCUAAAAUGUAAAGAGUUAUUGAAGUACACAACUGAGAUAUCAUCGUUGAGCCAACGUGUACUAUUAUCAGGUCCACCAGGAUCUGAAAUAUAUCAGGAAACUUUAGUAAAGGCACUUGCUAAAGAGUUCGGUGCUCGAUUGCUUAUAGUAGAUUGUUUUGCGCUACUGGGUGGACCACCUUUGAAGGAUGUUGAGUGCCUUAAAGAAGUUAAAAAGCUGGAUAAACCAAGCCUCCUUGAUAAGAAACAUGCUGCAUUAUCUGCUUGUUUGCAACACAAAAGGCCAACUUCUGGUGUUGAGGCAGAUAUUGUGGAGUCAUUUGUCUUUGGUGCAGAAUCUUCACGGAAGCAGGAGGCAUCCACUGCCUCACCAAAAUCCUGUCCUUUUAGAAAAGGUGAUAGAGUAAAGUAUGUGGGUCCUUCACAACCAACAGAAGUUCCUAUGUGUCCAAGAGGUCCAAGUUAUGGUUAUCGUGGAAAAGUAAUCCUUCAUUUUGAAGAAAAUAUGUCGGCCAAGGUUGGAAUUAGAUUUGAUAAGCAUAUUCCUGAAGGUAACGACCUUGGUGGCCUUUGCGAAGAAGACCAUGGUUUCUUUUGUGCUGUGGACUCUCUUCGUCUAGAUACUUCUAUGCAGGAAGAUACAAGAAGACCUGGACUGAAUGAAUUAUUUGAGUUUGUAUCUGAAGAAUGUCAACAUGGGCCUUUAGUAGUGUUUUUUAAAGAGAUUGAGAAAUCCGUGGCUGGAACUUCGGAUUCAUACCUAGCAAUGAAGAGUAAGAUUGACUCUCUGCCAGCGGGUGUUCUUGUUGUCUGCUCUAGUAUCCAGAUGGACAACCGCAAAGAGAAGUCACACCCUGGUGGUCUUCUUUUUACAAAAUUUGGAGGCAACCAAACAGCAUUGGUCGAUUUUGCUUUGCCGGAUUGCUUUAGUAGGAUGCAUGAAAGAAGCAAAGAAAGUUCCAAGUCAAUGAAGCAACUUGCAAAGCUUUUUCCGAAUAAGAUUAUUAUCCAGCUACCUCAGGAUGAAGAGCAGAUUUUGGAUUGGAAAAAGAAGUUGGACAAUGAUGUUGAAACACUUAAUGCCAAGUCCAACAUUAUAAGCAUUCGUUCAUUCCUGAAUCGCAUUGGACUCGAGUGCAAUGAUCUUGAAAAGAUGUGCAUAAAAGAUCAGACACUUUCAAGUGAAAGUGUGGAUAAAAUAAUUGGUUUUGCUCUUAGUCACCACCUUAAGAACAACACGUUUGAAUCAUCUGAAAAGGAAACUAGCUUCAUUCUUUCAAGUGAAAGCAUUGAGUAUGGUCUUCGAAUGCUGCAAAACUUUCAAAGUGGUUCAAAGGGUGCAAAAAAAUCACUCAAGGAUGUGGUUACCGAGAAUGAAUUUGAGAAACGACUUCUCGCUGAUGUCAUUCCUCCUGAUGACAUUGGUGUCACAUUUGAUGAUAUAGGAGCCUUAGAAAAUGUCAAGGACACAUUGAAGGAGUUGGUGAUGCUUCCAUUGCAAAGGCCAGAAUUGUUCUGUAAGGGGCAAUUGACAAAGCCAUGUAAGGGGAUACUGCUCUUUGGUCCUCCUGGUACGGGGAAAACAAUGCUUGCUAAAGCUGUUGCUACUGAAGCAGGUGCAAACUUCAUAAAUGUAUCAAUGUCAAGCAUAAGUUCAAAGUGGUUUGGUGAAGGGGAGAAAUAUAUAAAAGCAGUCUUUUCGCUAGCAAGUAAGAUUGCUCCAUGCGUUGUUUUUGUGGAUGAGGUUGACAGCAUGUUGGGUAGGCGUGAAAAUCCAGGAGAACAUGAAGCCAUGCGGAAGAUGAAGAAUGAAUUUAUGGUAAACUGGGAUGGUUUACGCACGAAGGAUAAAGAACGUGUAUUGGUGCUAGCUGCAACCAAUAGGCCUUUUGACCUUGAUGAGGCUGUCAUAAGGAGGCUUCCACGAAGAUUAAUGGUAAACUUGCCAGACACAUCCAACAGAGAAAAGAUACUUAGGGUAAUAUUAACCAAAGAAGAGUUGGCACCAGAUGUCAAUAUGGAAGCUCUAUCAAGUAUAACUGAUGGUUAUUCAGGAAGUGAUCUGAAGAAUCUUUGUGUUGCUGCUGCACAUUGCACCAUUAGAGAAAUCCUGGAAAAGGAAAGGAAGGAGAGAGAUGCAGCAUUAGCAGAGGAUAGACCUUUACCAGUCUUGCAUGGUAGUGAUGAUAUCCGUCCUAUAAGCAUGGAUGACUUCAGAUAUGCACAUGAACAGGUUUGUGCUAGUGUUUCAUCUGAAUCCUCAAGCAUGAGUGAACUUCUCCAAUGGAAUGAGCUGUAUGGGGAAGGUGGUUCAAGGAAGAAAAAAGCACUCAGCUAUUUCAUGUAGUGGAUUUGUCUACCUUGUACAGCUCCUUGUUAAAGCUUCUGCAGAAAAUCUGAGAUCGGCAAUCAAUCGUUAUACCCUGCGCUUCUUCCAGGCAUGCAUCCGUUAUUUUUAAAUACUAAAUUUACUAUCAAAUUUAGGUUAAUUUUAAUUGUAGCAACCUACUUAAUGGAAUUUACUUCCAUGUAUAUACAAUACAAUCCCAUGAAAAGUGGAUUAACUUUUGGGACAAGGCCUUUUUUUUUUUCCAUGUAUUCUUCUCCUGUAAUCCAACCAGUAAAGCUUAUUAGAAUUUGCAAGAUGUCACAACUGUUGUUCUACCUGAAAGCUUUGUUUUCCUGCACUUGGCUCUUC
Musa acuminata AAA Group (dessert banana) is the source of this 3908-nucleotide messenger RNA. RefSeq lists its product as uncharacterized. The coding region runs from base 132 to 3557 and encodes 1141 amino acids. Gene Ontology annotation, cellular component: mitochondrial outer membrane. The transcript is spliced from 28 exons. The record is from RefSeq and is a predicted model, not a curated record. Lineage: Eukaryota; Viridiplantae; Streptophyta; Magnoliopsida; Zingiberales; Musaceae. Gene Ontology annotation, molecular function: protein binding; ATP hydrolysis activity; ATP binding.